GGGGAGAGAAAUCUACUCCAACUUCGGCCACUUUCCCUGGACAUUUCCGCGGAGGGAAACCAAUCCCUGGUAUGUAAACAGAUAAGCGUUCAGGGUUUGCCAGAUGAGAACAAAUUCCUUUCCUUUUUUUUUCUUUUUUUUUGGAUCCUCCAGUCGGCUGCUGUCCUUCUGCGUACAUGCAAUGUGUCAACACCAGGUUUAGGUCCGACCACAGGACCGACUUCCCUAUUCGACGUUGAAACGAAACUCGCUUCCUGUGACAUCUUAUUAUCAUACAGCAGUCCGUGUUGAGGCGUCAUCGCAUCCUGGGGCAUGCACUCCUCUGAUCGACUUGAGGUCCACCACCGCCAAUUCAUCAGGUCAAUAGCUGGUUCAGUCUAGAGACAAAAACCCCAUCGUCGUCCUCAGAACUGUGAUGCAGGGUUGUUUGGCAUAUUCCGCCAUGUUGCAGCAAUCAGAGCUCGUCUUUGACUUCGCCAGUGACCAUGUCAACCUGUCAGGGUUUAGGGAUCACUCAGAUUUGCCCGCUAUGAUUAUGGAGCCGCUUCCACACCACCACCUGCUAGCAUAUUCAGGGUUUUUAUGUGAAGAACCACAGGCCGAGGACCACCAGUUGCUUAAAGUGGAGCCGUGUGAAAGUGGAGACGAAGAGACCAUGGAAACACUCAUUGCUGCGGACUCAUUUCUUGACCUGGACUGUUCUGACACCCUGUCUUUGGAGCAACACUACUCCCAGACCUUUCUGCCAUCAAUGGGUGAUGUCAUCACUGCUCCUGUCACUCAGGUGACCGUGUCAGCAGGGGGUGUGGUGGGAGCUGUCGAAGAUCCCGACUGGCACUCAUUGCACACUGAGAACCCUGCGACACAGCUGCAGUGCAAAAAGAGAAGUAGAAAACGACAUAGAAGGACCGAUUCUCCGACCCCAGAGAUAGUAGUGAGGAGAAAUAGAUACAAUAAAGGCGGGCACACAUUGUACCUGUGGCAGUUUCUGAUGGAGUUACUGCAAGACAGACAAGUUUGCCCUCGUUACAUUAAAUGGACCAACCCCAACGCCGGGAUCUUCAAGCUGGUCAACUCCAAGGCCGUGGCGAGACUCUGGGGCAAACACAAGAACAAGCCAGAUAUGAAUUAUGAGACCAUGGGAAGAGCGCUCAGGUAUUACUACCAAAGAGGCAUCCUUAAUAAGGUUGAAGGCCAGCGCCUCGUCUACCAGUUCACCUCCCUCCCCGAAGACAUGAUUUACAUAACAGACGGCGAUGGCGGCCAAGAGGACGAAGAGCCCGACGACGGCAGCGCUAACGAGGGGGUGAGCGAGGACUCCGACGACAGCACCGUAUCUUCCGGCAACCAAUCGGUGGACGAGGAAGACCCCGCCCCGCAGAAAAAACCCUCGCUCGUCCCGGCCCCGGCCCCGCCUCCGCCCCACCGCGGCCGGCCCCCUCGGGACGCCGUCCUCCGGCCGUCCAACUCCAGCCUCAUUCAGGAGCAGCACCUGCCCAUCGUGUCCGCCGAGAUGCUGCGCACCCUGCAGAACCUGCAGAAGGUCCAGUCCCUCCAGCCGGCGGGCCACGCCUCGGUCUUCAAAACGGCCCAGCUGCUGGGGAGUCUGUACGAGCAAGACGCGGGGAAGGCCCAGCCGGUGGAGACCCAGCAGCUGGUGCCUCUAAUUGGCUCCGACCAGUAGAAUUUGCGAAACAUACCACUUCCACAGGAAACAACUUCCAUUUCCUCAGCAUAGCGUAGCAAAGAUCGACGUCAUAGCUGGAAAGCUCGACUGAUAUUAUUUGUGACUCCAAAGAUGGACUCUGGUACCCGCCCUCCGCUUGCACUUCUGAGCAGCACACUGUGCUCUUUUUCCCACCUGUAUACUGAAUCAUUCCUCUGCCUUGACAAUGACUUUGCACUAAUGUUUAUCUCUGCUGUAGGUUUUCUCCUGAAAGUGCCUGAAGUUCUCAAUCCUCCUCGUUCGAGGGACGCAUUCCACUUUUUUUUAAGAUAAGUGAACUCUGAUUGUCUUAUGAAUUGUUUAAAAAAAAAAGGGAUCACUGUUAGAAUAAAUUAGCACUGCUGCUGUUAUUAUUUAAGAUUUUUUUCAGCAGUUUUUUUGACAAUCACAAGCGAUCCCUUGACUUUAUUUAGCCACUGUGCCUCUUGUAUUCACACUGUUUGUUUCUCUGCAAUGCACACAUUUUGUCUGAAGUUAUACUUAUAUGGAACUAUGGUCAAAAGUUUACGUACACUUGUAAAGAACAUAAUGUCAUGGCUGUCUUAAAUUUCCAAUAAUUUCUACAACUCUUUUUUUUUUUUGUGUUAGAGUGAUUGGAGCACAUACUUGUUGGUCACAAAAAACAUUCAUGAAGUUUGGUUCUUAUAUGAAUUUAUUAUGGGUCUACUGAAAAUUGGGUCAAAAGUAUACAUACAGCAAUGUUAAUAUUUGCUUACAUGUCCCUUGGCAUGUUUCACUGCCUUCUGGCAAGCUUUUGGUUGAGUUUUUGACCACUCCUCUUGACAAAAUUGGUGCAGUUCAGCUAAAUUUGUUGGUUUUCUGACAUGGACUUGUUUCUUCAGCAUUGUCCAUACCAUACCAUACCAACUUUAUUUAUAAAGCCCUUUAAAGACAAGCACAGUUGAAAAACAAAGGGCUGUACACCACAAAGAAAUAGAGGCAAAGGACAGACUAAAAAAAAACAUUUAGAAAUAAAAAUACACAUUUAAAAAGCAAAUAUAAAUUACCCCAUACUUGCCAACCCUCCCGGAUUUUCCGGGAGACUCCCGAAAUUCAGCGCCUCUCCCGAAAACCUCCCGGGACAAAUAUUCUCCCGAAAACCUCCCGAUUUUCAGCCGGAGCUGGAGGCCACGCCCCCUCCAGCUCCAUGCGGACCUGAGUGAGGACAGCCUUUUUUCACGACGGGAGGACAACAGGGUGACAAGAACUAAAUCAUCCAGACUAGAGAUACAUUGUAUUAUUAUGUUUAUCUUACCUAAAAAUAAAUAUAUUUAUUAAUUAAAAAAAAAAAAAAAACGAAAUACAUUUUUACUAUAUUUUGCUAAAAACAUCAAAAUUAAUUGUAUUUUUAUUUGUAUAUUUUCUUACUCCUUAUUACAUCCAGCCAUAGAAUUAUACGUUAAAAUAAACAUAUUUGAAAUAAUUAAUUUUAAAUUAUCAUAUUAAUUCA
Messenger RNA from Nerophis lumbriciformis (worm pipefish), 3176 nucleotides. Its product is annotated as ETS-related transcription factor Elf-1-like. Gene Ontology annotation, biological process: regulation of transcription by RNA polymerase II; cell differentiation. Gene Ontology annotation, cellular component: nucleus. Gene Ontology annotation, molecular function: DNA-binding transcription factor activity, RNA polymerase II-specific; sequence-specific DNA binding. NCBI's taxonomy places the organism in Eukaryota, Metazoa, Chordata, Actinopteri, Syngnathiformes, Syngnathidae. The record is from RefSeq and is a predicted model, not a curated record.